This is a messenger RNA of Rhineura floridana, 6653 nucleotides long. RefSeq names its product STE20 like kinase (gene SLK). Gene Ontology annotation, molecular function: protein binding; ATP binding; protein serine/threonine kinase activity. The record is from RefSeq and is a predicted model, not a curated record. The coding region runs from base 1109 to 4915 and encodes 1268 amino acids. The transcript is spliced from 20 exons. Lineage: Eukaryota; Metazoa; Chordata; Lepidosauria; Squamata; Rhineuridae. Gene Ontology annotation, biological process: protein phosphorylation.
CAACGCUACUUUUUUGUGCCCCUCCUCUUUUUUUAUUUGGAAACCCGGCUACCGUAGUUAGGGCGAGCCGGGGAAAGAGGUAUCUGGCGGAACUCGAGUACAAGCGCGCAUGCGUAGCUUACUGCAAAGCAGGCAUUGAGGUCGGGAGUGGGGCGGAGGUGUCCCAGCGAGAGAGAGUUGGGAGCGGGUCUUCCACAGUCUGUCGAGAGUGGCUGAGGGGGAGCGUGCGCCGCAUGACGGUCGUUGAGAGAGGGAAUUGAGACGCAGCCGAGCUUGGGGAGGGGGGGACGGAGGAGGAGAAGAGGAAAUCGGCACAAGAAGGCUUAUUGCUCUGCCCCGCCCCCACAGAGGAAAUGGGAAUACAGAAGGCGGCGGCAAUGCGUCGCUCUCGGACCGUGUGAGAGAUUCAAUUCGGCUUCUACAGGCGAAGAACUGACUCCAGUCAGAUAAUCGUGGUAUUUUCUUUAUUUUUUUUAACCUAGAAGAUGGAGGAUGCCUAGUCUUCAAAGCGUUGGAAUUUUGAAGCUAUCACCCAUCAAGGAAAUGGAAGUGGUGUCCUGAAGUCGUGCCUAUAAUCUCUGCUGCUAAAUAAGUAAUAUUGGGGCAGCAGGAUUUGAAUACAGUUAUUUGCCUUUUUGUAGCUUGGCACAAGUAUCCUCCACCAGAUGUUGAUUGCAUCAUUGAAAAUACGAUGCUUGGUAUUUUUUCAGCCCCCAAACAUAAUUGAUGGCAGUAGACCAUCAAUGCACUAUUUCUGGUAGCAUUAUUGGGGCCUUACCAUCUGCCGUGGUGUGAUUAUGAUGAGCGAGAAAUUAGUGAUGAAGCAAUCCUUUGGCUAUUAAAUCUAGAGUGAAAGACUUGAAAGAAUCUGUUGCACCUGACAUUGGAUUAUUGUAUACUGAAUCUGAAAUCUUACAGUGAAAAAUUGUGCCCUUUUCUGCUGGCAGCAUCAGAUUUCUCACAUGGUAUAACAGCCGCAGUUUUCUGCCUUUUAUCUCUUUGGAUCAUACAGUAAGGAAGAACAAUUGCGGGAAAGAGCCAAACUGCUGUAUACUUAAUCUGAAGGGGGUUGGUUGGUCAGUUUUUGCAUUAGUUAAAAGACGUAAAAAUGUCAUUCUUUAAUUUUCGUAAGAUCUUCAAGUUAGGAGGUGAAAAGAAGAAGAAGCAGUAUGAGCAUGUCAAGAGAGACUUAAACCCAGAGGACUAUUGGGAAAUUAUAGGAGAACUUGGCGAUGGUGCUUUUGGCAAAGUAUUCAAGGCUCAGAACAAAGAAACAAAUGUGCUGGCUGCUGCAAAAGUAAUUGAUACUAAAUCUGAGGAAGAACUUGAAGACUACAUGGUUGAAAUUGAUAUCCUAGCAUCCUGUGAUCACCCUAACAUUGUCAAACUUCUAGAUGCCUUUUAUUAUGAAAACAAUCUUUGGAUACUGAUUGAAUUCUGUGCUGGUGGUGCUGUAGAUGCUGUAAUGUUGGAACUUGAGAGGCCACUAACCGAGCCACAGAUCAGGGUAGUUUGCAGGCAGACACUUGAGGCACUGCAUUAUUUGCAUGAAAAUAAGAUCAUUCAUCGAGAUCUAAAAGCUGGCAAUAUUCUUUUCACAUUGGAUGGAGACAUUAAGCUAGCGGAUUUUGGAGUGUCUGCUAAAAAUACAAGGACAAUACAAAGACGAGAUUCUUUCAUUGGUACACCAUAUUGGAUGGCUCCUGAAGUGGUAAUGUGUGAGACCUCUAAAGACAGGCCUUAUGAUUACAAGGCUGAUGUUUGGUCUUUAGGUGUCACUUUAAUAGAAAUGGCUGAAAUAGAACCACCUCAUCAUGAAUUAAAUCCAAUGCGUGUUCUGCUGAAAAUAGCAAAGUCGGAGCCGCCUUCAUUGGCACAACCCUCAAAAUGGUCUGUUGACUUUAAAGACUUCUUAAAGAAAUCUUUGGAAAAAAAUGUAGAUGCCAGGUGGGGCACUGCUGAGCUUCUACAGCAUCCAUUUGUUACUGUAACUUCCAAUAAACCAGUCAGAGAGCUGAUUGCAGAAGCAAAGGCUGAAGUUACAGAAGAAGUAGAAGAUGGAAAAGAUGAAGAGGAAGAAGAAGAAUCUGAAAAUUCUCUGCAGUUACCUGCAAAUAAGCGAGCCUCAUCUGACCUCAGCAUUGCCAGCUCAGAAGAGGAUAAACUUUCACAGAAUGCCUGCGUCCUGGAAUCUGUUUCUGAAAAAACAGAGCAUUCAUCCACAGAAAAGACUAGUACUAAUGCACUGGAAGGUGAAAAAGCAAGUAUGGAGCCUGACAGAACUGAAAACGAGAAAUCGACUGAAAGCACAAGUAUUGCCAUGCAAGAAAAUACUGAAAAACUGAACGAUGGACCUGUAUUAGCACAUGAAAAUGAGGAAGCAAAGAAAAGUGAAAAGACUAUUCAAAAUUCAGCCUUAAGUAAAAACAGUGGAUCACAGAAAGAGGGAAUGGGAAUUAGUACAGCCCUGUCUGAAACUAAUGUUGAGCCCAGUCUGAAAACUGAGGAAGAAAAGGAGUUCACAAAUGAAUCAACAGCUGAAAACAAACAAGAAAUAACGCCUGAAGAUGAAGGCAGCAGUGCAGAAAUGACAGGUGUAAUCUCUAAAGAUACUGGUGCAAAAGAAGAAAAAGGAAAUGACAUAAAUCUCCAAGAAAAUGAAACAGGAGAGACAAGGCCCACAGAAGGAAUUAAAGCGAUUAAGGAGCUGCAAGGGGAUGAUAGAUAUGAAGAGAAUGGCUGGAAAGAAUCUGAAGGUCAGAAAAAGGAAGUGUCUGCCAGUACUGAAGAGUUAGAGAUGAAAAUGGCAGAUGAGUCUGCCAAUGAAAUGCAGAAGCAAAUAAUAGUAGGUACCUGUAUUGCUCAAGAGAUGGACAGCGCUAGCAAAGGUUUGGUCACUGAUGCAGAUAAAGUGCUUGGAAAUGUUCAGGAGCCAACAGAGUGCAUUGCUGAGGAUGCUCUGGAGGAAGUCCCAGAAGUGGGCAAAAUUGUGGAUUCUGGUCAACAACUGGUUGAGGAAUACAGUGAAGGAUCUAACAAGACAAGCAGCACAAAGGAAAUGGAGGUCAGAGUUCCAGAAAGACCAAAGGGCAUUGAACAGAAGCCAGAAGAAAGUGACACUAAGCAUGUUCAAGAGACAAAAACUGAGGAAAGCGACAUUAAACAUGUGGGUAAAACUGCAGAACCUGACCAUAAAUUUGAAAGCAGAACUGAGAACCACAAGAAUAAUAUGCAAGCGGGAACAGACCUUCCAAUAGUUUCCUGUGACUUACCAAAUAAAAAUAAGCUUGAAGAUGCUGCUGUCAAGCAGCUGCAUGAACAGGAGGUGUCUCCCGUACCCUAUAUUAGUAUUAGCUGUGCAGAAAAUGAAGCAGAAGACAAAACAUGCAAUCAAGAUGUUGUUGAAAACUCCCAUCAUCUUGAUCCUGAAAGCUCUAAGGAAAAUGAUACAGAUUCCGGCAGAGGUUCCACAGCAGACAACAGCAGCAUUGAUUUGAACUUGUCCAUUUCCAGCUUCCUCACUAAAAACAAGGAUAGCGGAUCAAUAUCUUUACAAGAGACUAAAAGACACAAGAAAACUUUAAAGAAAACUCGCAAAUUUGUUGUUGAUGGUGUAGAAGUAAGUGUGACUACCUCUAAAAUUGUAACGGACAAUGAUUCUAAAAGUGAAGAGUUGCGAUAUCUUCGGCGUCAAGAAUUAAGAGAGUUGCGACUUCUUCAAAAAGAAGAGCAGCGAGCUCAACAGCAGCUCAGUAAUAAACUAUUACAACAACGAGAACAGAUGUUCAGACGUUUUGAACAGGAAAUGACGAGUAAGAAGCGACAAUAUGAUCAGGAGAUCGAAAAUCUAGAAAAACAGCAGAAACAGACAAUAGAGCGUUUGGAACAGGAACAUACAAAUCGCUUACGUGAUGAAGCAAAACGCAUCAAAGCAGAACAAGAGAAAGAAUUGUCCAAAUUUCAGAACAUGUUGAAAAACAGAAAAAAAGAGGUUUUUAAUGAAGUGGAGAAAGCACCAAAAGAGCUGAGAAAAGAGCUCAUGAAACGCAAGAAAGAGGAGCUUACUCAGUCCCAGCAUGCUCAGGAACAAGAGUUUGUACAGAAGCAACAACAAGAAUUGGAUGCAUCACUAAAGAAAAUUAUUCAGCAGCAAAAAACUGAGCUAGCCACCAUUGAACGGGACUGUCUUACAAAUAAGCAACAGCUCAUGAGAGCCCGUGAAGCUGCAAUAUGGGAACUAGAGGAGCGACACUUGCAAGAAAAACAUCAACUACUCAAACAGCAACUGAAAGAUCAGUACUUCAUGCAAAGACACCAGCUGCUUAAACGGCAUGAAAAAGAAACAGAACAGAUGCAAAGGUAUAACCAGCGGCUUAUUGAAGAGUUAAAAAACAAGCAAACUCAGGAAAGAGCCCGAUUGCCCAAAAUCCAGCGCAGUGAGGCAAAAACUAGGAUGGCAAUGUUUAAAAAAAGCCUAAGAAUUAAUUCCUCGAGCACUCCAGAACAGGAUCGUGAAAAGAUUAAGCAGUUUGCUGUUCAGGAAGAAAAAAGGCAAAAAAAUGAGAGACUGGCUCAACAUCAGAAACAUGAAAAUCAAAUGCGAGAUCUCCAACUGCAAUGCGAAGCUAACAUUAGAGAGCUACAUCAGCUACAGAAUGAGAAAUGUCAUUUACUGGUUGAACACGAGACUCAGAAAUUGAAAGACCUGGAUGAGGAACAUAGCCAAGAACUAAAAGAAUGGAGAGACAAACUGAAACCAAGGAAAAAGACAUUAGAAGACGAAUUCGCUUGGAAGCUUCAAGAACAGGAGGUUUUCUUUAAAAUGUCUGGAGAAUCUGAAUGCCUUAAUCCAUCAACACAAAGCCGGAUUUCUAAAUUCUACCCAGUCCCUAGCCUGCACUCCACUGGAUCAUAAAUUUGGAGCCUUUGUGAGGUGGCUUUGGGUAUAUUUUUCCAUUUCUUAUAUUCUGCUUCUUCCCCCGAUAAAAUCUACACCCAGCAUCCAAGAACCUCACUGGAACUCCAUCCACUUUCAGUGGAGACAAUCGGUGAUGCCAGAAUUUACACAUUUUGUUUUCAUUCUGGAGAACAAUUUGAAAUAGAAGCACAGAUGUUGAUCUUGAAAUCUGAUAUGAUACCAUGUGUUUCAAGAAUAUAUAGCCAUUUGAAAACUGGACUGAAAAAAUAGAGAAUCUCACUGUGUUGGCAUUGGAAAGCAAACCAAAACUAUAAAUGAUCAUCUGUAAUGCCCCAAGAAUAAAUAUAGAAGACUCAUAGGCAAAUAUGCUACUCCUAAUUUAACCAAAUAUUCAUUGUGUUAUGCCCAUUACUUCAUGAAGAAAUAGGUUGCUACCCUCAUUCAGUGCCUGAAACUGUUAAACAUGCUCUUUUUUUGAAAGAGGAUCAUGUUUCUUUAUCACUAAAGUACUUGUUGAUAAUACUGUAACUGAAAUGCUUGCUGCUGCCACAAUUUUUGUCAAAUCCUUGCACUAAAACAUGUAAGAAAAAUUCUUUAAAAUGUGCAGCCUAUAUCCCUGCCCUUUCUUUCUGGCUAGUAGUGUUCUACAAACUGAAAUAAAGUAGUAGAAUGUAUUUCUUAAAACAAACGUGUUCAAAAUUCAAACCACCCACCUAAUUAGAGAAAAGUGAACUAAAUAGAAUCUCUCCUUACCAAAGUAGCAGUUUUGAGACUACACAGGAGAAAAUGGCUAUGACUGUCCCUGUUCUUACAAAUCAGUGCUGGUGUCUCAGUUGUAAGACAUGUUUUAUUUCAAAAUAUAUUUUGAUCUAUAGAAGGAUUUAAGUUAAAUGUAUAGAUAAACCUUUAAUCUGCUUCAUUGUUUUGCCAUGAAGUAACUAAACUUUAAUGGUUUUAUUUCUAAAAUUCAUAGUUGUAUUAUAACUUAUUUGCCAUGGGGGUGGGAUAGAAAUAUUUAUCAUGUUGUUGACAGAAAAAGUGCCUGCGUUCAACAGCAACUGCAGUCUUUUCAGGCUUCAAAUCUGAGUCAUAUCAAGAACAGUAUUGUAGACUGUCCUUUUGAUAUGCCAAAGUUAGAUUUGUAAUAUAAAUGUUGGUUGCUUCAUGUCCUUUGCAGCCUAAUCUUUUAGUAAGUAUCUUUGAAUAAUCAACUGUCUGUUUUCACAUUUUGCAAUCUUUGAUUAAAUGUGAGAACUAUUACAUUCUUACAAAUUUUAUGUUAUAUCAGCAGCAUUCCUGCAUGUGAAGGAAGUGGGUUAUGAAAUUAUGUAGUACUUUAAUCAAGUGUGGUCAAUACUUUGUCUGCUGACUUCAGAUACUGAGAUUGACCUUGUCAGAUCAGAUUGUUUAAUUGUGACAGUAUGGUAAGUAUAGUUUGAAGAUGCAUGUUUCAGUUAAAAUUUGUUUUUCUUUAAUCAUAAAUUUACUUAACAAAUAUUUUGUAGCUAGCCUUAAUACCUUGCAUUUUAUUUUAUAAAUAUGUAUUGUGUACCAGAUUGUACAUUCACAUGUACAUCACUCAGAAUGUUGUAUUUUGCUGUAUGCAAAGUUCUUAAAUCUGUUUAUUCUGAAUUGUUAGGGUGGAAAAGUACUCAAAAGCCUUUACUUUUUUAAAAUGCCACCUUUAUGAAAUGACUAGUAUUUAGUAUCACAUUAAAUACUGUUUAUAUCCAUC